AUGCCAAGACAAAAGUUAGCCCGUAGGCUCUAUUCUCUAUUAAACUAUCUAUCUAUCUAUCUAUCUAUCUAUCUAUCUGUCUAUCUAUCAUUUUUAAUAUCUAUUUAUCUAUCUCAACCUGCCCAUUUGUAUGUAUGUAUGUAUGUAUGUAUGUAUCUAUCUAUCUAUCUAUCUAUCUAUCUAUCUAUCUAUUUGCAUAUCUAUAUAUAUCUAUUCUUUUUCAUAAUAUCAAUUUUCAUAUCUAUCUAUCUAACUAUCUAUUUAAAUAUCUAUCUAUUUUCAUAUCUAUCUUUCUAUCUAUCAAUUUUAAUAUCUAUUUAUCUCAACCUGCCCAUUUGUAUGUAUGUAUGUAUGUAUCUAUCUAUCUAUCUCUUUGCAUAUCUAUAUAUCUAUUUUAUUUCCUACUAUCAAUUUUCAUAUCUAUCUAUCUAUCUAUCUAUCUAUCUAUCUAUCUAUCUAUUUAAAUACCUAUCUAUCUAUUUUCAUAUCUAUCUAUCUAUCCAUUUAAAUAUCUAUUUUUCUAUCUAUCCUUUUUUUAUAUCUGUCUUUGUAGGAUUACAUAGCCUCCUGAUGAGGGAUGAGCUCCGCCAGGUAAAACACCCUAGACACGCCACAUGA
Acanthosepion pharaonis is the source of this 618-nucleotide messenger RNA. The record is from the annotation of a GenBank genome assembly. Lineage: Eukaryota; Metazoa; Mollusca; Cephalopoda; Sepiida; Sepiidae.